Balaenoptera musculus (blue whale) is the source of this 1097-nucleotide messenger RNA. It is a transcript of the gene TM2D3, whose product is annotated as TM2 domain containing 3. The record is from RefSeq and is a predicted model, not a curated record. The transcript is spliced from 6 exons. Bases 40 to 654 code for a protein of 204 amino acids. Lineage: Eukaryota; Metazoa; Chordata; Mammalia; Artiodactyla; Balaenopteridae.
CGGCGUCCCCCGCGGCCCGGAAGUUCUCCCGCCGGCAAGAUGGCGGCUGCAGGGGUUCUGCUGCGGGCCCUGCGCCGCCUGUGUCGCGUGCUGCUGUUCCUCUCGCAGUUCUACAUCCUCUCGGGCGGCGGGUCCUUCAGUGUAGAGCCUUCGCAGCCGCUGGCUCAGUCCGACAAGGAUCCGGGCCCCACACGUACGUUCACAGUAGUGCCCAGGGCAGCAGAAAGCACCGAUAUCCCACCUUAUAUGAUGAAGUGUCCAAGCAAUGGUUUGUGUAGCAGACUUCCCGCAGACUGUAUAGAGUGCAAGACCAAUUUCUCCUGUGUCUAUGGGAAGCCUGUCACUUUUGACUGCACAGUCAAACCUUCUGUUACCUGUGUUGAUCAAGACUUCAAAUCCCGAAAGAGCUUUGUCCUCAACAUGACUUGCAGGUUCUGCUGGCAGCUUCCAGAAACCGACUACGAGUGCUCCAGCUCCACCAGCUGCAUGGCGGUGUCCUGCCCGCGGCAGCGCUACACGGCCAACUGCACCGUGCGGGACCAUGUCCACUGCCUCGGUAACCGUACUUUUCCGAAAAUGCUGUACUGCAACUGGACUGGCGGUUAUAAGUGGUCUACUGCUCUGGCUCUGAGUAGUGUGAUGAUUCUGGCCUGAAACAGACCCUUUCCUGUAUCCUUCAGAGGGAACCCACCCUGCUGGCACCUUGAACUUGGAUGUCCAGCUUCCAGACCUGUGAGAAAAAUACAUUUCUUCUGCUGAAGCUGCCCCAUGUAGGGUAUUUGGUUACCUGAGAUAUGCAGUGUAGACUGCUUCACAGUCACAGGCGAGCUUCCUCUGAGGCCCGGCCAGCGUCCUCCCACUGCGCCUCUCUGACAGAGGGAGGGGCACUGGCUUGGGACCUUCCCUCGGCUGAGCCCCCUGCCCGCCUUCAAGUAUGGUCCUCACCCCCCUCUGUCAGCUGGGAGGCCGAGGCGCAGAGAGGCUCAGACCUGGGGAUGCUGCGCCCCCGGGAGCUGGGGGUGUGGCUCUUCCUCCCGGUUUGCCCCUGCCCGCCCCCUUCCCCCCCGUCCUAAGCCCAGCACCCUUCCCCAUCUCUU